UCUCACAUCCUAUUGUAGAUUACAUAGCAUACACAAUACAUUCUCUGUUUCCAACACAAAAAAUGUCCUCUCUCCUCCUCCUCCUCCUCAUCCUCCUCCUUCCCUUGGCCAUAGCAGAGCCACUCCGGCCGGGGUUUUACGCCGAGACAUGCCCUGAAGCAGAACUAAUAGUGAGGGAUGUGAUGAGGAAGUCAAUGAUUAGAGAACCCAGAAGCGUUGCCUCUGUCAUGCGCUUCCAAUUUCAUGAUUGUUUUGUCAAUGGUUGUGAUGCUUCUCUGUUGCUGGAUGAUACACCCACCAUGCUUGGUGAAAAACUUGCUCUGUCAAACAUUAAUUCUCUAAGAUCUUUCGAAGUUGUCGAUGAAGUCAAGGAUGCGUUGGAGAAGGUCUGUCCAGGUGUUGUCUCUUGUGCAGAUAUCAUAAUCAUGGCUUCCAGAGAUGCUGUUGUGUUGACUGGAGGACCCAAUUGGGAAGUGAAGCUAGGAAGAAAGGACAGCUUAACAGCAAGUCAAGAGGAUUCAAACAACAUAAUGCCUAGUCCAAGAGCCAACGCAAGUCUCCUGAUAAACCUAUUUGAAAGAUUCAACCUUUCCAUCAAAGACCUUGUAGCACUUUCUGGGACGCAUUCAAUAGGUCAAGGCAGGUGCUUCUCUAUCAUGUUCAGGCUCUACAAUCAGUCAGGUUCAGGCAAGCCUGAUCCAGCAAUUGAACCAGUAUACAGAGAAAAACUAAACCAGCUUUGUCCAGUUGGUGUUGAUGAGAAUGUAACAGGUGAUCUAGACGCAACACCUCGGAUAUUCGAUAACCAAUACUUCAAGGACUUGGUUUCUGGAAGAGGGUUUCUGAAUUCUGAUCAAACACUCUUUACAUUUCCAAAAACUAGAAAUUAUGUGAACCUGUUUAGCCAAAACCAGUUAGCAUUUUUUGAGGCAGUUGUUGAAGGAAUGAUCAAGUUGGGUGACUUGCAGUCUGGACGGCCCGGAGAGAUCAGGCGCAAUUGCAGGAUCACCAAUAGCCAGGCUAUGGACUUAUGCUCCAAUGUUGAUGGACAGAGGCAUAUAAUGUUGACUGAAGCAGUAUGAUUAUAUUCAAUAUGAGUGUCUGUAGAGAUAGAGAGAGAGACAUGAUAAGAUUAGUGAAUUAUUGAGAAUCACAGAACGAUGAGGUUAAAUUUCUUACAGGUUAUGAUAACUUGAAUGUAUUAGUUUGCUUGUUUAAUUAUGUUGUACAUGGAUUAUGUAUGCUUUGAUUCGUAGCCUUUUCACCGGUUUCUAUAA
This is a messenger RNA of Tripterygium wilfordii, 1277 nucleotides long. Its product is annotated as peroxidase 17-like. Gene Ontology annotation, biological process: hydrogen peroxide catabolic process; response to oxidative stress. The record is from RefSeq and is a predicted model, not a curated record. Bases 63 to 1082 code for a protein of 339 amino acids. The transcript is spliced from 3 exons. Gene Ontology annotation, molecular function: peroxidase activity; heme binding. Lineage: Eukaryota; Viridiplantae; Streptophyta; Magnoliopsida; Celastrales; Celastraceae.